AUGCCACGUUCAUCGGCUACGGCUAGGAAGAGUCAUAGCAAUCGGCAAGACCAUGGCAGCGGCGGUUCUGGGAAGAAGCCGAACAAACAAAAGUCAAAUGGUCAUCUAAACACGACUUAUAACAGCGCCGCUGGAUCCGAAACUGGUCCAUCUUCGCAGGUCGACUGGCCAUCGCAUCGUUCUGGAGACCAAUCAACCGCGACCGUCGCCAAGUGUAACGGGGCGACCGAUAACUCGAAAGCGGACAACAACGGACGUAAUCAGCUGGGCGGGUAUGCGAAGGGGAAUGCUGAUAUGUCUUACGGGCAGACGAAUGCUGGCGUGGUGCCGAACGGUGGACUUGCCGGCCAGGCUUCACGUCGUACGGAUAAGUCGGUCACUGGGGCCAAGCGGACAACUUCGAAUGCGUCCGUGAACCCGUUUCAGUUGGCAUCCACCAUUCUCAGAUCGUGCCCGAUGUACGACACCAUUGCCAUUCUGAUUUUCCUGCUGCAGCUUCCGCCUAUGGUCCUUACUCUGGUCCAAUUCUUGUUUGCGUCCUUGACUUUUAUGCCUCCUAGCGGUACCGCGUCUGGUUCCUUUACCUCCAACUUCGAUAUCUUUCAGGGUCCCGCCGGGACCCCCUCACUCGGGACGAUGAUUGCGAUGGACGGUUUCUGCCUGCUUGUCUGGGGUCUUUUUAUGUGGACAUGGGCUCAAAAUUUCGCUCUCGACUUGGCUCAUGUCCAAGUUGCCAUAACCUUGGGCGGUGGGGGUGCAGGGAAAAAUGGAGGUGUUAACGCACUAUGUGUCGGUAUUGUUUUGAUUCUGCAUCUUAUCCGCAGCAGAGGGAUACAGGAUUUUGUUGUUGGCCAUCUCGUUUCGGCCAAAAUCAUCAGCCCCGAUUUACUAUCGCAUUAUUCUUACCUUAUGCCCGCCGAGUUCAAGCGCACCGAAUCGCAAUCAUCCCCAAGUUGGAUCCGGAGCUUGCUUGCUGUACAUAUUUUGGCCCAGGCGGGCACUGCAAUGGCGAGACGAUCAAUGACUAAGAAUAGGACCCCGACUCCGUCCCGGUCAGGGAAGCGUGUGGAUACGGAAGCAUCUGCCGGCUCCCAGACUCAGAUCGAUUCGGCGUUUGAGUCAGCGGCCAGCGUCUCAUCCUAUCUCGGCCCCGACGGCCAGAUUAUCAACACGACGCAUAAGGAUGGUAGGGAUCGUUUGAUUUCGGCAAAAAAGCGACGAAGGCAGGCAAAUCAAGUUCGGAGCCGCCAACCUUUCUGGGCUGCACUCGCAAGCACAAAGGUGACGGUUAUGAGGGAGUAUGAACAUUCCAGGGCCUUGUCGAAAACUACUAGAGGACUUGCAACAACGGAGGACGAUCUUCAGGGCGUCUCUUUAGAUGAUGGACUUGUUUGGAUUACAUAUGUGGAUAGUUCGACGAUCAAGUUCGCAGCUGGCGAUUUUGCAUCUUCGGACGACCAUUCCACGUCAGGUGCUUAUGAAUCCGGACGUGCAACCCGGGAGGAUACGGAACCAUUCUACGUCUGCGUCAAUGGAGCGCCAUGGGCAACGGCUAUCAUCACUAAAGAGCAUGAUUCUUCGAAGGCGUCUAAUACAAUUUAUUGGCGAGGCGAGAUCUCCGGCCUCGCUCCUAAUUGUGCCUACACAUGCUCUUUUGUCAAAAGCGAUACCGAUGAGGAGAUUUGUGCCAUGAGUGUCAAGACCCCUCCGGCCAAUGACGCAGAACAAGCCAACUCGGUUCCAACCCCUCCGCAACCCUCGUAUCGACCGUCUUCUCCAACCACCACCUUGAAGAACUCCAUCAUCAAUGCCGAGGCGAAAUUGAACGAAAAGCGCACUCGACUCCGCAAGGCCAAAAACGAUCACAAGCUUGCUAUCUCGAAGAUCAAGAAGGAGCUGGACAACUACACCAAUCGUCUUCAGAGCGGUACGGAUGAAAACAGGCAGAAGCAGCGCUCUCUCCAGCUGGAAAGGAACAUCAAACAAACCGAGGAGGCCACCGCGGCUCUCGACAGCCAAAUCGACACCAUGGGCAAUGUUCCGGACGAGGAGUAUCAGGAAUGGGUUGAGCAAAAGGCCAAGUACGAACGGGAAUUGGAACUGCUCAAGUCGGCCAAGGCAGAAAUAACCGCUACGCGAACCGCCAAUGCUCGCGAUUUGUCGUCGUUGGAGUCCGAGUUGAAUUCCGCCGCGCAAAGGCGCGAACGUCUCCAGGGUCGCCGAACCAGAGUGAAUGAGCAGUACGAACGGAUUAUCUCCGCCAAUGCACAAGGCCUCAACGAGCGAGAGCGCCGUGCUGCCGAGCAAUUUGCUAGGGAACAGGAUCAGUCCAAGUUGGAGUUGAGUUUCAACGAACAAUUUGCGAGCAUUUCCCAGUCAGUGCAGGACUACCAAGCGCGCACCAGUGCGCUGUGGCAGCAGUGUACCGCCGUCGAACAAGCCCUCCAGCAGCAGCUACUCAUGGAACCCGCUCCCCUCACCCCUGAAGGCGAGCUGCCUGGUACGAGUGCCUUUACCGACGCGCCCAGCGUGCCUUUGAGCACACUGGCGACCAAUAUGCCAAGUCACCGCACCCUACUCGGACAGAGCUUCCCUUCGCUCAAGUCCAGUCCACUGCAGCACUAUGCGUCUCCAAUCGGAACUGCUCCGUCUCAUCCGACUAGCCCAAUCGCCGCUCCGUCCUACAACCCCUUCUCCAGCUCGCCAUUCGGCAACGCAGCCUCUUUCCUCGAUCCCGACUUCAUCUACCGUGACCGUUCGUUCUCGAACCGAUCCGCCCGCAGCAGCCUCUACGGGCCUGACUUCCCAGAUGUAACGACGAGCCGCCGAGUUCCCUUUGGCGUUGACCCCUUCGAGCUCGGCAACGAGAAGAGACGUGGUUCUGGAUCCGACAGCAUGCCCCUCAACGGUCCGUCAGGCCUGCGUCCCAUCUCCAGCCCCUUCCAACGAGUUGCCAGCCGUACAAGCGAAACUGGUAGCGGAGGAAGCGGAGGAAGCGGAGGAAGCGGCAGCGGUAGCGGCAGCCCUAGCUCCGCCCGUGAUGGUGACAAAGGCAACUGA
Molecule: messenger RNA, 3060 nt
Organism: Aspergillus mulundensis
Lineage: Eukaryota; Fungi; Ascomycota; Eurotiomycetes; Eurotiales; Aspergillaceae
Product: putative ubiquitination network signaling protein
Exons: 2
Coding region: 1-3060 (1019 amino acids)
Source: RefSeq, a predicted model, not a curated record